Molecule: messenger RNA, 1302 nt
Organism: Penicillium olsonii
Lineage: Eukaryota; Fungi; Ascomycota; Eurotiomycetes; Eurotiales; Aspergillaceae
Source: the annotation of a GenBank genome assembly
AUGCUCAGUCUCACACAGGGAACUUUCGUCCUGGUCAGCGGUCGACUAGGCGAUGUCUUCGGCCAUCGAGAGCUUCUCCUGGCUGGCGGUGCCUGGCUCACCAUAUGUACGCUAGCCAGUGCCUUCUGCAACAAUUUCUUUGCCUUUGUGACGAUGCGCGCACUGGCUGGUCUCGGAGGAGCUUUCAUCAUGCCGAAUGCCGUGGCUAUGAUCUCGAGCACGAAUCCCCCCGGUCGGGUGCGGAAUCUCAGUCUGGGUCUGUUUGGGGCAUCUGCGCCCAUGGGAGGGUAUUUCGGGGCCUUGUUCCUGGGUGCGUUCUUGCAGCGGACGGAAUGGAAGUGGUUCUUCAUCUUCAUUGCCUGCUUCGGUGUCAUUACUUUUGUCCCUCUGUGGGCUCUGAGCCCACGUGAACCACCGGUCGAUCGGCAUGGGAAGAUUGACUGUAUUGGUUCGGCUCUGGGAACCAGCUCGCUGAUUCUCUUCAACUUUGUCUGGAAUCAAGCACCGAGUGUGGGAUGGUCCACGUCCUAUGAAAUUGUUCUGUUGAUCAGCUCCAUCAUCUUAUUCGGAGGCUUCCUUCUGUGGGAAAAGAACUAUGCCGCAGAGCCGAUCAUGCCCCUCGAUAUUUUCAAGGCCCCCUCCUUCCUGACGCUGCUUUUCGUAGUCUUGCUCAACUACAUGGCCGUCGGGACCGUGAUCUGGUACCAGGUGCUGUGGCUGACCAAGGUCUGGCACUGGUCCCCGCUGCAGUUCGCCGUGGGAUGGACUCCCUUCGUUAUCUGCGCCACAGGGGCUGCCUGCCUCGCCGCCUGGAUGAUCCCACGGCUGGCUGCGCAAUGGAUCCUGGCCAUUGGGACAGUGACAAUCCUUGUCUCCAGUGUGCUCAUGGCGACCGUGCCGGUUCACCAAACCUAUUGGGCUCAGAUCUUCCCAUCCAUUGUGCUGUUUUCCUUCUGUCCCGACUUUGUAUACACGGCUGGACAGAUCAUUGCCAGUAACUCCGUCCGUCGGAACCAGCAGGGCAUUGCUGGGUCGGUGAUUGGCACCCUGAAUCUCUACGGGUGCAGCCUCGGACUGGGGUUUGCCUCCACGAUUGAAGAUCAGAUUGCUCAGACCGCCGGCCAGAUCAUGGGGUACCGGGCGGCCCUGUAUUUCGCCGUGGCCAUCAGUGCGGUGGCCCUCAUCCUUGACGUAUGCUUUGUCAGAUUGGUCAAGGAUGAUCGUGAGGGGUGGCAUGAGAGCAAUGAGUUCGAGCUAAGCGAGCAAGCGGCAGCCACUGGGGUUCGGCUGCCCAACGCAUAG